ACAAGGCAGCAGCUCAUGAUUCAUUCAGCCAAACACAGACAGCAGAAGACGGGCUAGGUAACGGACACUCUUCCGAGCCGGGGAAUCAAGAGGCUGGGUGUCCAAACUCAGAAGAGCAGGUGUCCCACUGAAAGGCGAAACUAGCUAGCUUGUCAUGGCGGAUGUUGGUGAGGUUUUGAUGUCGGUUUUGUCCACAAUUCGGGUGCCGAAGCCCGGGGACCGUGUCCACAAAGACGAAUGCGCCUUGUCAUUUUCCUCGCCGGAGAGUGAGGGAGGCCUGUAUGUGUGCAUGAACAGUUUCCUGGGCUUUGGGGGUCAGUAUGUGGACAGGCACCAUGCUCGCACUGGUCAGAGGGCUUACUUCCACAUCACCCGGACUCGCAAGGCUAAGAAGGAAGAUGACAAUAACUCUGGAUCUGGACACCCACCUAAGAAAAAGCCCACCAGACUGGCUAUAGGGAUUGAAGGCGGUUUUGAUGUGGAGCAGGAGCAGUACGAGGAGGAUGUAAAGGUGGUCAUUUUACCUGACAGACAGGAAGUGACAGCAGAAGACCUCGUUACCAUGCCUGAUGUUGUGAGAGAACGGGUGUCUUUGUCAAUGACGGGUAUCAUGGCAGCCGACUCAGUGUCUCACACCUUACAAGUUCAACAGUGGGAUGGAGAGGUGCGACAGGAGUCAAGGCAUGCCGCUGACCUUAAACAACUUGACAACGGAGUCAAGAUACCUCCCAGUGGCUGGCGGUGUGAGGUGUGUGACCUCCAGGAGAAUAUUUGGAUGAACCUGACAGAUGGAAAAGUGCUGUGUGGUCGCAGGUAUUUUGACGGCUCUGGGGGCAACAACCAUGCCCUCCUCCAUUUCCAGGAGACAGGGUACCCACUUGCUGUCAAACUUGGUACCAUCACUCCUGAUGGAGCAGAUGUGUACUCCUAUGAUGAAGAUGAUAUGGUGCUGGAUUCCAAGUUACCAGAGCACCUAGCUCACUUUGGCAUUGACAUGAUGACCAUGGAGAAGACUGAGCGGACCAUGACAGAGCUGGAGAUUGCUGUGAACCAGCGUGUGGGGGAGUGGGAGGUGAUCCAGGAGUCUGGGACCACCCUACGGCCUCUGUUUGGCCCUGGCUUGACGGGCAUGAAGAACCUGGGCAACAGCUGCUACCUCAACUCUGUCAUGCAAGUGCUCUUCACUGUUCCGGACUUCGAGAGCAAGUAUGUGUCUAACAUUGACAAGAUCAUUGAUCAAGCUCCAAGCGACCCCACCCAGGACUUCAAAACCCAAGUAGCCAAGCUCGGGUAUGGUCUGUUGUCAGGAGAGUAUUCCAAACCAGCACCAGACCCUGGAGAUGAAAAUGGUGCAUCUGAAUCCCGGGGAGACCAAAUCGGCAUAGCACCACGAAUGUUCAAAGCACUUGUUGGACGGGGCCACCCAGAAUUCUCCACCAAUCGACAACAGGAUGCUCAGGAGUUUUUAUUGCACUUCAUAAACAUGGUGGAGAGGAACUGUCGUUCUGGGUCCAACCCAUCUGAAGCCUUCAGGUUCCUGGUGGAGGAGAGGAUUGUGUGUCAGCAAUCGCAGAAAGCCAAGUACACACAGCGGGUGGAUUACAUCGUCCAGUUGCCUGUGCCAAUGGACCAGGCUACCAACACAGAAGAGCUUCAGGAGGCAGAGCGCCGGCGUGAGGAGGGGGACUCAUCAGCCCCUACAGUGCGAGCACAAAUCCCCUUCACAGCUUGCAUGGCUGCCCUCAGUGAACCGGAGGUCCUCACAGACUUCUGGAGCUCAGCUGUGCAGACCAAGACUACUGCUACCAAAACGACCCGCUUUGCCUCUUUUCCUGACCACCUGGUCAUCCAGAUUAAGAAGUUCACCUUUGGCCUUGACUGGGUUCCCAAGAAGCUGGACGUGAGCAUUGACGUUCCUGAUACUCUGGACCUGAGCGCGCUACGUGCAACUGGCCAGCAGCCAGGGGAGGAGCUUCUACCAGAGGUGGCCCCGCCCCCACUCAUGACCCCAGAUGUGGAGGUUAAAGCUCCAGUCCUGGAUGACUCCACUGUGUCCCAGUUAUGUGAAAUGGGAUUCCCUCUGGAGGCCUGCAGGAAAGCGGUGUACUACACUGGGAACACUGGAAUCGAUGCUGCCAUGAAUUGGAUCAUGAGCCAUAUGGAAGACCCAGACUUCUCGGCCCCCCUUGUGUUGCCAGGCUGCAGCUCCGGCCCCGGGACCACGCCUACAGACAGCCUCUCCGAGGAGCACCUGGCAACCAUCGUCUCCAUGGGCUUCAGCCGAGACCAAGCAACCAAAGCACUUAGAGCCACGAGUAAUGUCCUGGACCGGGCAGUGGACUGGAUCUUCUCCCACCUGGAUGACCUGGAGUCCAUGGAUGUGUCUGAAGGUGGCCGCUCAGCUGCAGAGAGCGAGGGCGGCAGAGAUCCUCCUCCUGGGCCUCGCGUCAGAGACGGACCAGGCAAAUAUGAGCUGUUUGCGUUCAUCAGCCACAUGGGGACGAGCACAAUGUGCGGCCACUACGUCUGUCACAUCAAGAAGGAUCAGCAGUGGGUCAUCUUCAACGAUCAGAAGGUGUGUGCUUCUGAGAAACCUCCCAAAGACCUGGGAUACCUCUACUUCUAUCGGAGAGUGGCUGAAUGAGACAAAGGAGCGUUACGCUUGGGGUGAAGGAGGAGGAACGUGUACGCUAACACAAACACACAAGACAGCAUUCACAGUCGCACCCCUACAAGCUCUUACAAAUGUCCUGGCACGCUUCACAACUGACAAAAGUGUAAAUAAAUCUCUCAGAUUGCAUAUAUGCGCAGUUAAAUAAAUUGGUGCAGAUGUACAGAUAUGGUGUUUGGGUUGGGUGGGGUUUCUUUUCAUCCAUUGGUUACAAACCAUUCAGAGAAGCAGCAGAAUCACCUGGACAGCUCUCCUGAGUAAAACUGGGAGCCAUCUGAAAUCUGUUUAAACAUCUGUUCACGGUUUUACUCAGCAAAUGCAUCCAAAUAAUUAAAACAACCUGCUUCCUGGAACAGGCCCCAGAACAUGAGAGGGACUGUGAUUUCUAAGUCCAUUCACUCCUUAUUAAUAAGUAUGCUUAACUAUCACAAUUCGUCUGUGUCCCGACUAUUGAUUUCCACUGCCAUCAGUAGUCACUGCCCCUCCCCUCAAAACACGUUCCUUUCCGGCCCCCUCUUCUUUCUAUUGGACGGUUGCAGGUUGGUGUCAGCGGUUUCGCCUGGUGUUAACUCCUCCUCCACCUGUUUCAGUUGAGUAAAAAUGGUUCAACAUCCACGAUGAGAGGAAAUGUCAGUAAAUCAAACAAGUAAAUAACAGUUCAAAUGUGUGUUACAAAAAGGAAAUUAAAAAAAGUCAAAACAUCAGAUCACCUUGUUUUUUCUUAUAAGUUUGGUGAGGGUGAUUUUUGUUUUAUUUCAUUUUUAUUUUGCAAACGAAUCCUUUGUUACUUCUGCUGUGACAAAUAAAAAAUUGUCUUUCUGUCA
Molecule: messenger RNA, 3495 nt
Organism: Chelmon rostratus (copperband butterflyfish)
Lineage: Eukaryota; Metazoa; Chordata; Actinopteri; Chaetodontiformes; Chaetodontidae
Gene: usp5
Product: ubiquitin specific peptidase 5 (isopeptidase T)
Exons: 20
Coding region: 155-2644 (829 amino acids)
Biological process (GO): protein deubiquitination
Molecular function (GO): cysteine-type deubiquitinase activity; protein binding; zinc ion binding
Source: RefSeq, a predicted model, not a curated record